UUAUGAAAAAAUGUAUACAAUGAUUCAUUAUUGUUCGUAUCUAUAUGUAUAAAUCGAUUAUUUUUAUUCUUCAAAUUACGUGUAAAAAGACUCAAGGGAUUCCGGACCUAUAUAGUAUGUACGCAUACAAAGGAAAUAUGGCAUCUUCUCGCUCUCUCUCUAUCUCUAAUCUUUUUCACGCGUCGCUACCAUAGUCGGGUCGGAAUCGGAAGUUGGAACGGUUGGAACUUGAAGUUGGAACUACCUUUGUCCGACGCAGACAGAGGUUUCGUUUCGAGUAGGUUAUACCGAAUUUCAUUAAACAAACAAUUGUAAUUUCGUAGUCUUUUAUCAUUGAACAUUAAAAAUGGGUGAUAUGAAAUCAUUUUUUCACCAAUGGUGUGCAAAAAAUAGCAAGGAACCACAGUUUGACGUUAGGCCUACAGGUCCAAAACACAGACAACGAUUUCUUUGUGAAUUGACUGUAGAUGGAUAUGAUUAUGUGGGUGCAGGAAAUUCGACGAACAAGAAAGACGCCCAGGGAAAUGCGGCCAGAGAUUUUGUCAAUUACUUAGUUCGUAUUGGGCUUGUGAAUUCAAAUGAUAUCCCAAAAGAUUCUGGAACCUCCUUGCAACCUACUAUGUUACCUAUUAAAGAAGACAUAGAUUCCCCUACUUUGCCAGUAAAAUCUGUGUUUCAAGACGGGAUGGGUCCUAAUGAUAUAGGGGAGGCAUAUAGACCUUUUAAUAAAUUUGGUCAAGACAAUUACACUUAUAUGGAUAGAAUAGCGGAACAGAAAAAGGUCGAGGAUGCAGAAGACGUCGAUGUGAAUUCUGGAAUUCAUGGCAACUGGACGAUAGAAAAUGCUAAAUCGAAACUUCAUCAAUUUAUGCAGACUAACAAACUUAAUGCCGAUUACAAGUAUACUCCACUUGGUCCAGAUCAUACGAGGAGUUUUAUCGCUGAGAUGACAAUCUAUGUGAAACAACUUGGAAGAAAUGUUACUGGUCGUGAAACCGGCUCGAAUAAACAAACUGCGUCAAAAAGUUGUGCUUUGUCUCUUGUCAGACAAUUAUACCACCUCGGCGUUAUUGAGGCGUUCAGCGGAACUUUAAAGAAAAAUAAAGAAGCAGAACAAUUAAAGCCAUAUCCAGUCAGGAUUUCGCCAGACUUAGUAUGUCAAAUACGCGAAGUCCUAUCAAGUUUGAAUAUACAGCCUGUCUCAGUGAAUCAGCCACACCCUCAUGGGGAGAUGAGUGAUCAAUCUACUGGCGCUAUUUCAUUAUUAACGAAUCAAGUGCUCGAUGAUUUCAUUUCAUCAGUGCCACAACCCGCCGGAGUGGUCAGCUGGUCUCCACCGCAACAAAAUUGGGAUCCAUGGGCCGGUUGUAAUAUAGACGAGGGACCAUUGGCUUUAAUGACGUUAGACAAACUGUCAGAGGAACUGCAAAACGAGCAACGAGAGAGAUUGCAGCAAGAUGGAGGCCUUCAAAUGAGUAUUAAGGACAGAUCCAGAUUACCAGUCUUUUCAAUAAGGAAUGAAAUAAUGAGGGCCAUCAAUGACAAUCCUGUGAUCAUUAUCCGCGGAAACACAGGCUGCGGCAAGACGACUCAAGUGUGUCAAUUUAUUUUGGAUGAUUACAUUGCAUCGGGUCAAGGAGCGUAUUGUAGUAUCGCAAUUACACAGCCGAGGAGAAUAUCUGCUGUGUAUGUAGCUGAUCGAGUUGCUGCAGAAAGGUGCGAGAAUUUGGGACAGACUGUCGGUUAUUCAGUAAGAUUUGAAUCUUGUUUGCCGAAACCAUAUGGCAGCAUAAUGUUCUGCACCGUCGGCGUGCUUUUAAGGAAAUUAGAAAGUGGUUUGAGAGGUGUAUCUCACGUGAUCGUCGAUGAAAUUCACGAACGAGACGUGAAUUCUGAUUUCAUUAUGGUCGUACUUCGCGAUAUGAUUCACGUGUAUCCGGAUCUACGGAUCAUUCUGAUGUCGGCUACGAUCGAUACAACGUUAUUUAGCAAUUAUUUCAACAACUGCCCGGUGAUAGAAAUACCUGGCAGGGCUUAUCCGGUGCAAGAAUAUUUCUUGGAGGAUUGUAUAGAGUUAACGCAUUUUGUACCGCCCACGGAAUCCAGAAAGCGAAAGAAUCGAGACGCGGACGAUCUGCCGACGGACGGUGAACCGGAAGAGAACUUAAAUAAAAUUAUCAGUAGCAAUUAUUCUGUUUCCACGAAAAAUGUUAUGGCGCAACUUACCGAAAAGGAAAUAAGCUUCGAGCUCAUAGAAGCUCUGUUGAAGUAUAUCAAAGAUCAAGGUAUACCAGGAGCCGUGCUGAUCUUCUUACCAGGCUGGAAUUUGAUAUCUGCAUUAAUGAGACACUUGCAACAACAUUCCGUUUACGGAGGAUCGGGUUACGUGAUUCUACCAUUGCACUCACAGUUACCUAGAGAAGAUCAACGUAAAGUAUUCGAUUCUGUUCCACCGGGAAUCACGAAAAUUAUUCUAGCAACAAAUAUCGCUGAGACUUCGAUUACAAUUAAUGACGUCGUUUACGUAAUUGAUUCGUGCAAAUCUAAAAUGAAGCUUUUCACUUCUCACAAUAACAUGACGAACUAUGCUACUGUUUGGGCUAGUAAAACGAAUUUGGAGCAGAGGAAGGGUCGUGCAGGUCGCGUUCGACCAGGAUUCUGUUUUCACUUAUGCUCCAGAGCACGAUUCAACAAAAUGGAUGAACACAUGACGGCGGAAAUGUUUAGAACACCUUUACACGAAUUGGCGUUGAGUAUUAAAUUACUGAAACUGGGUAGUAUCGGCAAAUUCUUGUCGAAAGCUAUUGAGCCGCCGCCGAUAGAUGCUGUGAUCGAAGCGGAAGUAAUAUUACGUGAAAUGAAAUGUUUAGACGAAAACGAUGAGUUGACGCCCCUUGGCAGGAUAUUGGCACGAUUACCAAUAGAGCCGCGGUUGGGCAAGAUGAUGAUCCUAGGUUGCAUAUUCCGUGUUGGCGAUGCACUUUCUACAAUGGCUGCGAAUAGUACAACAUUUCCAGAGGUGUAUAACAUGGGCCCUGACACAAGACGAUUGUCUGUACAACAGAAAUGGUUUGCCGGCGCGAGGUACAGUGAUCACGUAGCGAUGCUACAUGUUUUUCAAGCAUGGGAGGAAGCCAGAGCCGGUGGCGAAUACGCAGAGCAAAUGUUCUGCGAUUCCAAAGGUCUGAGCAUGCCCACAUUAAGAAUGACAUGGGAUGCUAAGAAUCAAUUACAUACGCUUUUACAAAGUGCUGGAUUUCCGCAAGAGACUUUAUGCCCUACACCAUUAAAUUAUCAAGCUGGUGCGGACGUCCGUCUUGAUACAAUAACUGCAUUAUUGUGUAUGGGCCUUUAUCCAAAUGUUUGUUAUCACAAAGAAAAAAGGAAAGUUCUUACAACCGAGUCUAAAGCUGCUCUGAUUCAUAAAACGUCAGUAAACUGUAGCAACUAUGAGCAGAAUUUCCCAUUUCCGUUCUUCGUAUUUGGAGAAAAGAUCCGUACAAGAGCAAUAUCAUGUAAACAAAUGACCAUGGUAUCACCCAUUCAUCUACUAUUGUUCGGCUCUCGGAAGGUUGAAUAUGUUGACAACGUAGUGAAACUAGACAAUUGGAUUAAUUUAGACAUGGAUCCGAAUCACGCAGCGGCGAUAGUAGCUUUACGUCCGUCGUUAGAGAGUUUAGUUGUAAGGGCUUCGACAGAACCUGAUACUAUUUUAGAAUUGUCUCCCAACGAUGAGAAAGUAUUGAGCGUGAUCAGAGCAUUAUGUGGAAUGAACGCCUGUCGUUAUGAACUGGACCAGAUCACAGGUGGUGGGUUUCAGUCGCGAAGGCCACCGAGGGAACAUUCAAGAGGUUUUUAUUCGAACUCCAUGAGUCCUUCAAAGAUGAUGCGAGGAUCUAAUUAUCGAGAGGCUCCUCAAAGAGAGCCUGGAAGUAGUGGCUAUUUUACACCACACUCCUCUAGCGAGUAUAAUGGCGGUGCUAACCGAGGGUAUGGAGUGGCUAAUUCGUAUAGACGAGGUGGAAAUUGGAAUAGAGGAAGACCACCACGUGGUCGUUAUUAAUUACAGUUUCAAAUUAAUAUAAUUUCGUUGUACUAACGUGCAACUGGGAUCUUUCUGCAGAAUGCAUUGUUUUCUAAUUUUUGUAGUCUUAUAAGACUUUUUUGAUUAAUUCACCUUUACAUCGAUUCUCUUGAAAUAUUUGUUAUUUUAGAUUCUAUAAUUUAUGUUAUCCAAACUGAAAAUUUAAAAUAAGAUUCUUACAAGUAUUACAGUUUGGAAAUUAGUAUUACCACCGAGACGUAUAGUCGAAAUGGAUAUUAAGUUGACACAUUUUAACAUACUUUUUUAUGGGAUGCGAGAAGAUUUAGUUUACUAUGUCAUGUGUAAAAACGGAGCGUAAUAUGCGAAGAACGCAUAUGCAUACGAACUCUUAAAAUUUUCUACCAUUGUUGUCGAAAAAGCGCUUCAGAAACCAAUAAUGUAUAGAGAUUAUGAUGACUGUGAAAUAUAUAUUAUAUCGACGUAAUGCACGUUUAUUUAUUACUUCUACGAUGUAUUUUCCCUCAAGAUCUUUUAAUUUUUGAUGUAUUAACAUUAUUCCUACGAAUAAAGUCAGUUGUUUAAAUCUUU
Ceratina calcarata is the source of this 4633-nucleotide messenger RNA. It is a transcript of the gene mle, whose product is annotated as dosage compensation regulator mle. The transcript has 9 exons. Lineage: Eukaryota; Metazoa; Arthropoda; Insecta; Hymenoptera; Apidae. Gene Ontology annotation, molecular function: double-stranded RNA binding; ATP hydrolysis activity; 3'-5' DNA helicase activity. Bases 347 to 4063 code for a protein of 1238 amino acids. Gene Ontology annotation, biological process: positive regulation of transcription by RNA polymerase II; regulation of mRNA processing. Gene Ontology annotation, cellular component: nucleolus; ribonucleoprotein complex; intracellular anatomical structure. The record is from RefSeq and is a predicted model, not a curated record.